AUGGCCAAGACAGCAGCGUGGUGCUUGGUGGUGCUGGCGGCGGUGGCGCUGGUAGCGGCGGAGGCAGACCCCGGCCGCCCCUACUAUAAGAGGCCCUACUCCUACAACCAGCAUGGCGGUCACGGCUCCGUUGGACACGGCUCCGUCGGCAUCGGCUCCGUAGGGUACAGCGGCCACUCUUCUCACGGGCACGGAGGUCACGGCGGCCGCGGCUCCGUCGGUAACCUUGGCGGGAAGCUCGGCGGCCACGGCUCUUUUGGGCACUUCGGCGUGAAGGGCGUGCACGGCGGCAAGCACUACCACCACCACCACUAG
Molecule: messenger RNA, 315 nt
Organism: Eriocheir sinensis (Chinese mitten crab)
Lineage: Eukaryota; Metazoa; Arthropoda; Malacostraca; Decapoda; Varunidae
Exons: 1
Coding region: 1-315 (104 amino acids)
Source: RefSeq, a predicted model, not a curated record